AAGUUUCUCGCCGAAAGGGAAACACAGGGGAAUCCGCCAAGGAAAUGUUGGAGUACCCUCCGUGUCUAGAACUAACUGGGUUUAUUCCUGCAUGCUAACCGGAUUUCCACGCUGAAACUGCCGUAUCGAGCGAUCUACAGAUACAAUCACGGCUGGGCAAACUCUUUAGGGUGGGGGGGUUAGGGGAAACAACAAUUGCAGGGUCAAAAUGUCGAUUCAGUACGAGGUGGAACCGCUGCCUGACAGCUACGGUGUGGCUGACUCGUUUCCCAAAGAUUUUGGAUAUGGAGAAGAGGAGGCCGACAUCGAGGACAGUUCGGCAGCCUCCGACAGUAAACCCAGAAUUCUGCUAAUGGGUUUACGAAGAAGCGGAAAAUCAUCCAUUCAGAAGGUGGUGUUUCACAAAAUGUCCCCCAACGAGACGCUGUUCCUGGAGAGCACGAACAAGAUCUACAAGGAUGACAUCUCCAGCAGCUCCUUCGUCAACUUCCAGAUCUGGGACUUCCCCGGCCAAGUGGACUUCUUCGACCCCACCUUCGACUACGAGAUGAUCUUCAGGGGGACCGGGGCGCUGAUCUUUGUCAUCGAUGCUCAGGACGACUAUGUGGAGGCGCUCUGCAGACUCCACCUCACCGUGUCGCGGGCCUACAGAGUCAACCCUGACAUCAACUUCGAGGUGUUUAUCCACAAGGUGGACGGACUCUCUGAUGACCACAAGAUCGAGACCCAGAGAGACAUCCACCAGAGAGCCAAUGACGACCUGGCCGACGCCAGCCUGGAGAAACUUCACCUCAGUUUCUACUUGACCAGUAUAUACGACCACUCCAUCUUUGAGGCAUUCAGCAAGGUGGUUCAGAAGCUCAUCCCUCAGCUGCCCACACUGGAGAACCUCCUGAACAUCUUCAUAUCUAAUUCAGGGAUAGAGAAGGCCUUCCUGUUUGACGUGGUCAGUAAGAUCUACAUAGCUACAGACAGCUCCCCGGUGGACAUGCAGUCUUACGAGCUGUGCUGCGACAUGAUAGACGUGGUCAUAGACGUCUCCUGCAUCUACGGGCUGAAGGAGGAUGGGAGUGGCAGUGCGUAUGAUAAGGAGUCUCUGGCCAUCAUCAAGCUUAACAACACCACAGUGCUGUACCUGAAGGAGGUCACCAGGUUCCUGGCCCUCGUCUGCAUCCUUCGGGAGGAGAGCUUUGAGCGCAAAGGUCUGAUAGACUACAACUUCCACUGUUUCCGGAAGGCGAUCCACGAGGUGUUUGAGGUGGGUGUGGCUUCCCCCCGCCUGGCCCUGCCUGGAGCCACGCCCUGUGCCACGCCCUGCUCCAAGGCGGUGGCUCUCAACGGCACACCUCGCAGCACUGUGUGACUUCCCCUGGGGGAGAGGGGAGGGGGGGACAGCACAGGAAGAGCACAGGAAGAGCACAGGAGCCUGUGGACGAUGAUCAGGACUCCAGCUGUGCCUCCCACACUCAGGAGCACAGAGAAGACUGGAGCGGGGAGGGGAGAAGGGGGAGGGGAGAGGGGAGAGGGGGGAGAGGAUUGCACGCUUACAACACAAGGAUGGAAGGGAAACUUAGUUGUGCCUGAAUGCAGGGCAUGGACUCAUCAUUCACCACAAGCAGGCCAGCACAGAGACUGGAGCAGUACCCCCAGGGUGCUGUCUGUCCUGGGGAGGCGGAGGUAGUCAUGGUGACAUCCCAUACCAGACCAUCACCAGGCUGAGGGUCACAGAUACACUUGUCUAACAAGGCCUUAUUUACAUCCAGCCAGUCAGGCUUGGUCUCCCCCCUCCCCUCUCCCCUCUCCCCUGGACUGGAACUGUGGUUCAGGGCUCACCUAGAAGAGCUCAGCUCUGAGGAGAAUUAGGGAUUGAAGUGUGUGUGCGUAUGUGUAAGAAAGAGAGUGUGUGUGCACGCGUGUGUGCAUGCGUGUGUUUGUAAGAGAGCGUGUGUACAUGUGCGCAUGUGUAAGGAAGAGAAAGAGUGUGUGUGUGCAUGUGAGAGGAGUGUGGUAGCGGUGGUACAUGCCCUGAACUACACUGUGCUGGAGGAUGCAGAAUGAUGCAGGCUCAAUUUCUCAAACACAAAAAUCAUCUUGUCGUCUGUUAAUUUUGAGAUCACUCAUCACAAUCUGAUGGACUUGGAAUCUUACAAUGUAACCGGAGCGAUGUGUAGCCACUGCUAAACUGCCCCCAUCUAGAAAUCUAAAUAUGUUGCCAAAACAACAAUUACAAAAAACAAAAGGGUUGUAUUUUAAUAUCUCAUGAGAGACACAUAAGCCUGGUGAUAUCUCCACAGUAUGGGAGGUGUUGACUGGUACCAGACCUGUUGUACCAAAUGGUUCUUACUGAGAGGAUUCAGGUGGCGUGAGGACAUGAGAAGUUCCUGAUGGAAUCUCCAUUCCAGCUGUGCAGCACUCAAGUACAAAUGUUAUGAUGAGGACUAUAUUCUCUGUUAUUAUGCCCCUGCUUGAUGACUGCUCAGACGGGAGUCGGCGGAGGAACACGGAGCUAACCUGCAGAAGAAGCGCAUUCCUAGCAUGUAUGCAAGUGUUCUCACGAUUCAUCGUUCUCACUGUCCGAUAUCUCACUGUACUCUACUGAUGGGAGGGGGGAAAGACUAACAACAACAAAUUAAAACUUGACAGAAACUAAACCAAAA
Messenger RNA from Osmerus eperlanus (European smelt), 2657 nucleotides. It is a transcript of the gene rragca, whose product is annotated as Ras-related GTP binding Ca. Gene Ontology annotation, cellular component: nucleus; Gtr1-Gtr2 GTPase complex; lysosome. The transcript has 7 exons. Gene Ontology annotation, biological process: negative regulation of autophagy; cellular response to starvation. The record is from RefSeq and is a predicted model, not a curated record. Gene Ontology annotation, molecular function: GTPase activity; GTP binding. NCBI's taxonomy places the organism in Eukaryota, Metazoa, Chordata, Actinopteri, Osmeriformes, Osmeridae. The coding region runs from base 209 to 1363 and encodes 384 amino acids.